AUGAGUAAAAUCUUCAAAGGUUCUUCAAACAGCUCUGAAGAAGACCUAUCCACUCUAUCCUCCAAAUUAGAAGUAGACAAACAAAUGCCUAAUACAACCCCAAAAAUCAUAAGAACCAUCAAUGGGGCCGAGUUGAACACUAACAAUAUUAUUCUUUUGCGAAGUUCCAAAACACUAGAUGGUAACCAUAUUUUGCUUAGAACCGAAAAUUUGGUUAAGAACAAUAUUUUAUUGGAUGACGGGGGCGAUUCAAAAAUGGGUCCGAUUAUACUCCAGCCCAAUACAGAAUUUAAAAAGGGAGUUUAUCUGCAAGGAGUUAAAAGAUUGGGUACUACUGCACCCAUUUUUCUCCUUAGCAGUGGUGAAUCCGGGGGACAUUUAAUAUUCCAUUCCGCACCUGAACAACGUACUCCAACAACAGUACAAAGAAUCGAGACCAUUGAAGAUGGUCAAGGACUGCUAACAGGAGCAAAUCAGAGUCUGGAAGUGAUAGGUGAUAAUGAGGCUGGAUGUAGCAGUGGAAGCAGUAGCAGAGGACUAUCGACUCCAAUUGGCUCAGACUUACCUCCAUUACUCACGACUAUUUCCAAAGGAAGUGUCCGUUUUUCUAUUCCAUGCCUAAAAAAAUCUAGUGGUUUGGAAGGGAAGAAGUCCUGGAAGAAGACUCCUCAAAGGCCCAAGAGUGGUUCGAUGCUUUUGUACAGUAGGAAAAAAGUACGUUAUCGUCGAGAUGGAUAUUGCUGGAAAAAAAGAAAAGAUGGCAAAACUACAAGAGAAGAUCACAUGAAGUUGAAGGUUCAGGGAACAGAGAAUCCGGAUAUCGUCCUAGUACACUAUCUCAACGUACCCUAUCCAGAUGACAACAAACUUGCCGUUAUAACACCCAAUUUGGCACUGUGGGCGGACAAAAAAGAAUGGACAAAAGAUGAACUGGUAUCCCAGCUAAAACCGAUGUUUUUCAGCGAGGACGAGCCCGAUCUCAACAACGAAUUAGAAAUAUCGAAUUUUAAAUUGCAAACCGCGGAAACCGUGGAAGCCAUCGUGAGCCAGUUAAUGGAAAAACAACGAGUCGCGAGACAAGCAGCUUUGGUAAAACAACUCGAAUGCGGUUGUCCAGAUUCCACCUGUGCCGAUGGUAAAAGUUGUUCACAUCCUAUGCGUCGUAUAACAUCUGCUAAAUCAGGAUCUCCUCUUCCUAGUUCAAGUACAAAUUCAAGAAACUCCAGUUCAAAUUCAGAAAGUAACAAUCAGGUUUCCUCGACUACUGGUUCUGGUUCUUUGCAUAUAAAUUGUCAUAGUACUCCGAGAGUUUAUUCCAGGGAUAGAACUACUCAGUUGCAAAACGGUAACAAUUGUUCAUCCAGUUCUGCGAAUACUCCCCCACUUGUUUUAAGUUUAUCCCAAAUUCAAGGAAGCGGGGGUCUUCUAAUUCUUAACAGCAACACGAAUAGUACAAAUCAUCAAAGUCUUGUAAAUCCUGUAUCUGUAGCAAAUUUCAUGACGUGCAAUACUAACAGGGGAAUAGUAAAAGAACAAAGGACAAGUCAUCUAGUUUUGAAACAAGAAGUAAUGGAUACUAACACAUCAUCAUGUCUCCACGCGUCCAAUCCAAAGCAAGAACCCAAAAAUAAGCCACAAAGAGAUAACAAAAUGGAAAUAAGCGAUAAUUUAAGACAAUCAUUAUUUGAAAGCAAUAUUUACGCUACUAGUUUGCAACAACAGCAACAUCAGCAACAACAGCAACAACAACAGCAACAACAACAACAACAGCAACAACAACAGCAGCAGCAACAGCAAUCUCGGAGUAAUAAUAUCGCACCUGCGACACCUUCAAAACUGAUGGACACUGGACAUGAUGAGGCUACCAAUGGGGACUUUAAACAUCAAAGUUAUGAAGAUACUGUAGUGCUUCUUGGUACAGAUUCUAGUGGCUCUCUAGUUAGUAAAAGCGACGGUUCUUCUAUUAUAAACGGAGGGUUUUUCAAUGAAACUUUGGAUCUAUCACACGAAGAUAUUCAAAGAACCCUCUCAGCCAAUAUGCCCAUGUGUUCAAGUGAGCUUGAAAAUCAUCAUGCUACACAAGAAAAUGAGACAAACAAUAGUAAUCAGCAAACUAAAAAGAUAAAUGAACCCACAAAUCUAACAGGUGACAUUAAUCCCAUGGACUUCAUCGACAAUUGCGAUGUUGUAGUUUCGCCCACCCACGUUGUUGACGAUGACGUUUUUGUGAAUCUCGAUGCGUUUGAUAUGCUUGGCGAGUUUCCGGAUCUGGAUGGCUUAGAAUCCAGCCACGCUUCUCUUUUAGAUGUGAAUCCGUCCGAAGCGAGUAGAACCAGCCAUGGAAAAAGCCAUGUUAGUCAAACUGCGCAUCAACAACAGGUUCAGAAUAAUAGCGGUCAGCAUAUGGAAGGUGCUGCCAAAAUAACUGAUUACUCUCCUGAGUGGGCAUAUCCAGAAGGAGGAGUCAAGGUAUUAGUUACAGGCCCUUGGCACUCUUCAGGGCCAUACACAGUUCUUUUUGAUACAUUCCCUGUCCCAACUACCUUAGUGCAAAGUGGAGUAUUGAGGUGUUAUUGUCCAGCUCAUGAAGCUGGCCUAGCCACUCUCCAAGUGGCUUGCGAUGGUUACGUGAUCUCCAACUCUGUGAUAUUUGAGUACAAGUUGCCUCCAAAAGAAGAACAAGCCGUGGCGCCAGAACCGAAAGUUGAACGAUCCAAUGAUAAUUUGUUGAAGUUUACGCUUCUACAGAGACUAGAAGCCAUGGAUGAUCGACUACAGAUAAAACAGGAGCCAGCUGAUAAUGACGUGGUUGAAGACACAUCGCUUUUCACACAUCCCAAUUUCGAAGAUCGUCUAGUAAAUUUCUGCCAAAAUAUGACAUGCCGUAUUUGGAAGUUUGGCGAAGAGCUCAGUGUUGCUUGGUUUGCAAGUCACAGAGGUAUGACUUUGCUGCAUCUUGCAGCAUCACUGGGUUACUCCAGACUAGUAUGCGCCAUGUUGCAUUGGAGAGCUGAAAACUCCUCACUUCUACUGGAAACUGAAGUUGAUGCACUUAGUCAAGACGAAUUUGGAUACACACCAUUGAUGUGGGCCUGUGAACGCGGUCACACCGAAACAGCUGUAAUGCUUUACAAAUGGAAUCAUACAGCCGUAAAUGUGAAAAACAUGCAGAAUCAGACUGCCCUGGAAUGUGCUAGAGGCAACAAUCAAACUGAAUUGGUUGAAGAACUGGAAAAGCUAGAAUUGAGAAGAGAUAAAGCCAAUAUGUUGCUACAUUCAAGCCAAUCUUCAGUUGAUAAUGUUUCGCCUACAGUUAUAAGUCCUGCUAGUAGUAUUGGGUCUCUUGCCUCUAUUUCGUCUGCUAGCAAGAGUCAUGAUGGGGUGUUUUUAAGACCAGGAGCGAUAACAAGGAAUGAGUAUAAAUCAAAGUUUCUAAGCAUUGAUCUGGACCCUGAAACAAAUAAAUUCGUCACUUCCUCUCCAAGUCCCUUAUUAUCAGAUUUAUCUUCGAGUACUCGAGGCAGUAACGGACAAAAAUUGAUUAAAAGACCAUCCAUUGAUAGUGGGAUCCAUAUGAGUUGCGGUCCUAAUAGUACAAAUGAAGGUUCAAACAGUAGACCAAAGAGCUCAAAAAUUGCUUCUAGAGAGAAUAUAAAAUUAUCCAAGAUUGAUCGUAGUAUGUCCCUGCCUCUACAGUCAUCUAUCUACACAAGAGAUAAUUCCUUUGAAUCUGAUUUUCUGGAACCAGGACGAAAAAUGGAUUUCGCUUUGUGGGAACAAGAUGCCAGAGUUCUCACAUUAGCUGAAAAAAUAAUUGCUGCGAUGCCAGAUCGAAUUAAGAAUGAAUCUGAGGAUCUUCUCAUGGAAAAUAGUCCCGGACCUCCCGAUACCCUUCAACCAUCAGAAACUUUAUACGAUGUUUACAUGGAACCACUUCUUGAACCUUCUUCGUCCAGUUUUGAAUCUUCUGAAUACUACGAUGUUGGUACGCCACAAUCCAGCUUAAGCCCAGCAUCUUCAAGCUGUCUUCAAUCACCAUGUUCUUUCACUUUGGAUUCUCCUUCGCCUCCACCAACCACAGCUGAUUUUUGCGAAUUUUUACAAGCUUCCGGAUCAGUUUUCGAAAAAGACUUCUCUAAUUUGACUUUAUCAGAUCGAGAACAACGUGAGUUAUACGAGGCAGCAAAAAUAAUACAAAAAGCAUAUCGAUCCUACAAAGGAAGACAGCAACAAGAACAGGAUAAAGAAAGACAAGCAGCUGUGAUUAUACAAAACUACUAUAGGAGAUAUAAGCAAUAUGCUUAUUAUAAACAAAUGACUCAUGCUGCAACUGUUAUUCAAAAUGGAUUCAGGUCAUAUUGUGAACAUAAACGCUUCAAGAAGAGUCAAGAAGCGGCAGUUUGUAUCCAAAACUAUUACAGAAAUUACAAGGAGGCAGGGGGUAGAGGAAGUAGAGAAGGAACUCCAGCCAGUUCCGGGCUCAAAUUACAGAAAGAACGAGCAGAAAAAGAGAGGCUGGAGGGCCAGUCAGCGGUUGCCCCCCAAAGGUCACAAUCUCUCGGGGGCUCUUCCAACUCCAUCGGCACAAAUAGCAACAGGUUAAAUAGUACAGAGCAGCAAGACGAUCGACGGUCAAGCGAAAAUGAAAAACGCAAGUACUGA
This is a messenger RNA of Ceutorhynchus assimilis (cabbage seed weevil), 4662 nucleotides long. NCBI's taxonomy places the organism in Eukaryota, Metazoa, Arthropoda, Insecta, Coleoptera, Curculionidae. The record is from the annotation of a GenBank genome assembly.